GUGGGGGGCCCAGGUCGGGGGCCCAGGAUGCAGGGGUCUGCCCCUGGUCAGGCUCUGCCUUCCGAGGAGACUGAGCGUCGUCACACAGGCCGUGCCAGGCCGGGCCGAGCCGGGCUGAGGCCGUGGGCCCUGACUGUGCAGCCUAGGGCAGGACUGUGACUUCAAGACCCUCCCGACCCCUGACCUCUGCCCCCAGUGGCCCUGGCCCCUGGGCAGCCCUUGCUGGCCACCUUGUGCCACCAGAGCCUGGGCCUGGCCGGGCUGGGCGGGGACCCGGGCGGGAGAGGGUGGUCUUGCUCUCUAAGGCCAGGCACAAGUGAGAGGCCUGGGGAUCCAGGCUGGGCUGGGCGAGGGGUGGCCUCUGACUCCCUGGGGGGCUGGGCUGGGUGAGGGGUGGCCCCUGACCCCCUGGGGGAUCUGGUUGGGCUGGGCAGGGGGCUGGGUGGGAGAGUGUGGGUCCUGCCCUCCGAAGCCAGGCAUGGGCGAGAAGCCUGGGGGUCCUGGCUGAGCUGGGCUGGGUGGGGGUGGCCCCCAACCCCCUGGGGGUUUGGGCUGGGCUGGGUGAGGGGCGGUCUCUGACCCCCAGCCAGGUUCCCAGGCAGGAUGAGCUGGGGUCGGGGUGGCUGGGCCGCGGGCCUUGGGAGCUGGGCAGCCUGGGUGGGGCACAAAUGGCCCAGCGCCUUCUGUUUCCCAGGCAGCUCCGUGGCCAUGGAUGUGUUCCAGAAGGUAGAGAAGAUCGGAGAGGGUACCUACGGGGUGGUGUACAAGGCCAAAAACAGGGAGACAGGGCAGCUGGUGGCCCUGAAGAAGAUCAGACUGGAUUUGGAGAUGGAGGGCGUCCCAAGCACUGCCAUCAGGGAGAUCUCCCUGCUCAAGGAACUGAAGCACCCUAACAUCGUCCAACUGCUGGACGUGGUGCACAACGAGAGGAAGCUUUAUCUGGUGUUUGAGUUCCUCAGCCAGGACCUGAAGAAGUACAUGGACUCCACCCCAGACUCGGAGCUCCCCCUGCACCUCAUCAAGAGCUACCUCUUCCAGUUGCUGCAGGGGGUGAGUUUCUGCCACUCACAUCGGGUCAUCCACCGAGACCUGAAGCCCCAGAAUCUGCUCAUCAAUGAGUUGGGUGCCAUCAAGCUGGCUGACUUCGGCCUGGCUCGAGCCUUCGGGGUGCCCCUGCGCACCUACACCCACGAGGUGGUGACACUGUGGUAUCGCGCCCCCGAGAUUCUCUUGGGCAGCAAGUUCUAUACCACGGCUGUGGAUAUCUGGAGCAUUGGUUGCAUCUUUGCAGAGAUGGUGACUCGAAAAGCCCUGUUUCCUGGUGACUCUGAGAUUGACCAGCUCUUUCGUAUCUUUCGUAUGCUGGGGACGCCCAGCGAAGCCACAUGGCCCGGGGUCACCCAGCUGCCUGACUAUAAGGGCAGCUUCCCUAAGUGGACCAGGAAGGGACUGGGAGAGGUUGUGCCCAGUCUGGAGCCAGAAGGCAGGGACCUGCUCAUGCAACUCCUGCAGUAUGACCCCAGCCGGCGGAUCACAGCCAAGACUGCCCUGGCCCACCCGUACUUCUCAUCCCCCGAGCCCUCUCCGGCCGCCCGCCAGUAUGUGCUGCAGGGAUUCUGCCAUUGAGAACGUCAAGACCACACUCAGAUCCUCUCUCGAGCAGCUGCUGCCCCAGCUGCCUCCUACCCAUUUCUGAGAGAGGACGCAUCUGGAAUUUGGCAUCAGCCUGCAGAGGGCUGAGUCUGGGUUAGUCCUGCCCACAGGUUAGGGAGCUCCUGUGUGUUUUUUGGGUUUGAUGGUGCCGUUUCAAAAUGGAAGCAUGGAUGCUCCAUGCACCAGGGGUCCCCAGGCACUGGAACAACACGUGCCAAGUUGAAGGCAGGGGGCCUGCCAGAGCCGGGUGUAGGUGUUCAAGCCCUCACCUGCCCCGCCUGCAGGGCCAGACCCUGAGGAAAUGGCGCCCCCUGCUGGUCUUUUUGGAUUUAAAAUGUUUGGGGGAAGAGUUGAGUUCCAGUUAAGAGUCCCAAGUUAAACAGGAGAGAAGUGAGGGAGAGGAGAGAGGGCAUUCCCUGGAUCCCAGGAGAGCUGGGCUGUGACUGCACUAAAGAGUCCUUCCUUCACCUAAGAUAUGCUGCUUUUGGUUUGUUUCUGGCUUGACAACAAGAAAUAAAUGUGAUAUGUUCCUGAG
Messenger RNA from Piliocolobus tephrosceles (Ugandan red Colobus), 2188 nucleotides. It is a transcript of the gene CDK3, whose product is annotated as cyclin dependent kinase 3. Gene Ontology annotation, molecular function: cyclin binding; cyclin-dependent protein serine/threonine kinase activity; ATP binding. The record is from RefSeq and is a predicted model, not a curated record. Lineage: Eukaryota; Metazoa; Chordata; Mammalia; Primates; Cercopithecidae. Gene Ontology annotation, biological process: regulation of gene expression; G1/S transition of mitotic cell cycle; regulation of G2/M transition of mitotic cell cycle. Bases 604 to 1626 code for a protein of 340 amino acids. Gene Ontology annotation, cellular component: nucleus; cyclin-dependent protein kinase holoenzyme complex; cytoplasm. The transcript is spliced from 7 exons.